AACAGUAGCAUUUGAUAAAGCGUUUGAUCUGCCGCAGCCGACAAAGUGCCUCGGUUUGUUAUAAACGUCAUUUAUAACCUUCCUCAGGAUCUAGAUCGGUCUAAGCGAGUACUAAGCAAGUUUCAGAGCUCAUCAGUUUCUAGAUUAGUGCAACUACUGUGCAUAAGUCAACAUGAAGUUUGCAGAACAUUUAUCUGCACACAUUACGCCAGAGUGGCGUAAGCAAUAUAUUAGCUAUGAGGAAAUGAAAGCUAUGCUUUAUACAGCAGUGGAAGAGGCACCUUCAGAUGAAAGCGUAGAACCAGAGGUGAUAUCGCGUCAUUUUGCCUCAUUUGAUGAAGUAUUUUUUACAUUCUGUGAUCGUGAAUUAAAAAAGAUAAAUACAUUUUAUUCAGAAAAAUUGGCAGAAGCCACCCGCAAAUAUGCAGCACUGCAAAGUGAAUUGAAAACUGCAUUGGAGCUGCAACAAGGAAGUGGAAAGAACAAAGGAAAGGCCAAUGUGAAACCAGUUUUGUCUACCAGAAAGCUUAGGGAUCUAAAACUUGCAUUUUCAGAAUUUUAUCUCUCUUUAAUCCUCCUUCAAAACUAUCAAAACCUUAAUCAUACUGGAUUUCGCAAGAUUCUCAAGAAACAUGACAAGCUGCUAUCGGUCGACGCUGGUUCAAAAUGGAGGUUUGAAUGUGUAGAGACGUCACAUUUUUACACGUCCAAAGAUAUAGACAAAUUAAUACAAGAAACAGAAGCCACAGUAACAAAUGACCUUGAAGGUGGUGAUCGGCAGCGUGCAAUGAAACGUCUUCGGGUACCACCGCUUGGCGAGCAUCAAAGUCCAUGGACUACUUUCAAAGUUGGUUUAUUUUCCGGAAGUUUCAUUGUUCUAUCUAUUGCAGUCGUCCUUUCAGCGAUUUUCCAUGAUAGUGGAGAGAAUUUGAAGAUUGCAUUUAGACUAUAUCGAGGUCCAUUCCUUAUUAUCGAGUUUUUAUUUCUUAUUGGAAUUAACGUCUAUGGAUGGAGAUCUUCUGGUGUCAAUCACGUUUUGAUAUUCGAGCUGGAUCCACGAAAUCACCUUUCGGAGCAGCACCUCAUGGAAUUAGCCGCUGUCCUCGGAGUUGUCUGGACGCUUAGCCUAUUAAGUUUUUUAUACAGCGCAAGUCUAAGCAUUCCACCGUACAUAAAUCCAUUAGUACUUGUCUGCAUCAUGCUGACGUUUCUAUUAAAUCCAAUUAAGAUUUUUCGCCAUGAAGCUCGUUUCUGGCUGUUGAAAAUCAUAGGACGCGUUUUAAUAUCACCGUUUGCGUACGUCAAUUUUGCUGAUUUCUGGUUGGCAGAUCAAUUCAACAGUUUGGCGACUGCAUUCUUGGACUUUCAUUUUUUAAUAUGCUUUUAUAUUAUGAACGGUGACUGGUUAGAGGCAGGCGACACUACGCAAUGUAUGUCUGGCUCUCUCGUUAUCAGACCUAUCGUAAAUUGCCUACCCGCGUGGUUUCGCUUCGCGCAAUGCAUUCGUCGAUACCGAGACUCCAAAGAAGCUUUUCCGCAUUUAGUGAACGCUGGAAAGUAUUCUACAACUUUUCUCGUCGUUGCAGCUAAUACUUUAUACACUUAUUAUGCAGUGGAAUAUAAAAGUCAAUGGGAGAAUCCAUGGUUAUGGUUAUGGAUAUGUAGUUGCCUUAUUAAUUCGAUAUAUUCAUACACAUGGGAUCUCAAGAUGGAUUGGGGCCUUUUAGACAGUAACGCCGGCGAAAAUCGUUUUCUGCGUGAGGAAGUGGUUUAUUCGGCAUCUUGGUUUUAUUACUUUGCAAUAAUCGAAGAUUUUAUACUACGUUUUGUAUGGAUUGCAAGCUUUGUUCUUGUUGAAUGCAAAUACAUUUCUAGCGACUUAAUGACUUCCAUCGUGGCACCUCUUGAGGUCUUUAGACGAUUUGUAUGGAACUUUUUCCGUUUGGAGAACGAACAUUUAAAUAACUGUGGUAAAUUCCGUGCCGUACGCGAUAUCUCGAUAGCACCCAUAGAAAGUUCUGAUCAGACGCAAAUUCUACGCAUGAUGGAUGACGAAAAUGGUGUACUUAAUAGGGGCAAGCGUAAAAGCGGUGGUAAAAAACAGAACAAUGCGAAGGAGGAAAAACGAGCAUUGCUUAAAGAAGAAACCAUAGAUAUCGAUAUAUCGAAUGCAAGUUGAAUAUAGCUCAAAAUUUUUGUACAAUAUUACUUUUAAUUUGCUGCAAUUGCAGACUGCUAUUGGAAGUGUCUGAAAUUUAGUACUUAGGUAGGGAAGAUAAAUCACAAUUUCGUAAAUAACAUAUAUUUGAUUUUGCUACAAUAUAGAUGAUUAUCAAAUGCUUCAGCUUAAUAUUAUGAGUUUGAAACUCUUAGCCUCAGUGCCUUUCAUAUUACUGUCACAUAAAAUACUUUACGAUAAAUUAAAAUAACACAAAAUAUCAUAGCAUCUGCAUUGAGUCUUCCAAUACAAAGAGUUGUAGCUUGGAUUAACUUUAUGAAUUGUAUAGUCUACAGGCACAUAAUAAGAAGAGUUAUACUCACAAAUGAAUCACAUGAAACAUACUUUGCAUGCUUUAUGAGUUAUUGAUGAUAAAGAUUUUGUUUGCCAAUGAUUUUAUUGACUAUAUUGCUACUAAAUUUUUUCUAAAAAUGCCAUUUUUUAAUAAUAAGUUUAAUUGAUUAUAAAUAUAAAUAUUUCUACGAAUGUAAAAAAAUAGACUAUUGAUGCAUCACAUAGUCUGAUGUUAUCACGCUAUUAAGAUAAAUGACACUUAAUAUAUAGACUAAUAUUAGAGGCUGUUUUUUUAUACGUAUUGAACAUACAGUACUUACGUCAUAUGCAUUGCAGUUUAUUGGAUUAUAUAAAUUAUUUUCUGGCAGCAAGAAGAAUAGAUGUACAUACCAUUUGCAAAUUCAAUAUUUAAUUUAGCAAUCCUUUGUAUUAUUUGGAUAAUACUAUUUUGUAUAAAAUAGUAUUACAAUUAAUCCACUAUUUUAUAGAAAUAUUUUGUGAGAUAAUAUUCCCCAUUAUUCAUUAUUAAUUUGGAUAUUGAUAAUAUAAUUUUUGUAAGAAAGACUAUUUAGUAUUUUCAGUUAUUAAAUACUUAAAUAUAUAUAUAUUUAAUAAUGAGGAAAGAAGUCGCGCAGAUGUGU
Formica exsecta is the source of this 3153-nucleotide messenger RNA. Its product is annotated as xenotropic and polytropic retrovirus receptor 1. Gene Ontology annotation, molecular function: inositol hexakisphosphate binding. Gene Ontology annotation, biological process: cellular response to phosphate starvation; phosphate ion transport. The transcript is spliced from 10 exons. Bases 173 to 2179 code for a protein of 668 amino acids. The record is from RefSeq and is a predicted model, not a curated record. Lineage: Eukaryota; Metazoa; Arthropoda; Insecta; Hymenoptera; Formicidae. Gene Ontology annotation, cellular component: Golgi apparatus; plasma membrane; cytoplasm.